AAUUUUAAGAAUAUAAUAUUAGUAUUGUAAUAAAAUAUUCUAAAAAAAUGAUUUUGUUUUGGUAUGUGAAGGAACCAUCAACUAACCCAUCAACCGACCAUAAAAUUAGUUGUCAACUAACAUCCAACCCAUCUAAGUUGGGUCGAUAAUGGUUUUCGAUAUUUACCAAAGUCGAUUUGUUGGAUCGCGUUGGUUUAUUGGUCGAUAAUCAACCAACCCUACCCACAAACAUCCCUAUUUUCGGGUACUUGACACCCUUUGUUUUUUACUUUAACUGUAAUAUGCAUGCAACGUUAAACUUUCACCGUUUCAUGAAAUCAUGCAAGAGAAAAUAUUGGGUGUGUUUGGAAAAUCGGUCUUGAACUUUGGCAAUAAGCUGUGUAUUUUGGAACUUGUUAAGUGAAUAUAAUUAAGUCACGGGGAUAAAUUUGCUCUAGCCAAAAUAGUGGGGUUACUGGUCUUGGUUCCUGAUUAAACCUCACUUACUAACCACUAAUCGUGAUACUGAACCCCGUAUCCCGCACUUACUCACCUAAUUUCUCAACCUCUUUUCUAAACACUUUUAACUUGAAAAAUAUGUUAUAUGCAAGUUUUAAACUCACUAAAUGAAUUAAAUAAAAUUACAUGAUCUAUAUUUACUUUCGCAUCAUAAGUACCUAUGUAACUUAAAUCACAUAUAAUAUCACUUAUAUCAUAUUUAUAAGAAAUUACACAUAAGGUCAUACUUCUCUAAUCAUUCACAUAACACAUCCAAUCUUUCAAUUAGAUUACAUUGUAUGAAAUCGAAAUCCUUGAACUACUUGGGUUCUCAGUUCCACUAAAAAUGCACAUAGGCAAUUUUAUUCACAACUUCUAUCAAACAUGUAUGCUCACAUAAAAGCAAUUAAUAUUUUUCUAAACAUUAUACUAAGUUUUAAAACAAUGAAACGUAUCAGAUUAUAACUCUUUCUUAGAAACAUGAAAGAUGAGACCUAUACUUGUAGUAUUAAAAAAAUGUUAGAAUACAAAAGUAAAAGAAAAUGUAUAAUACAACUAGCCAGAUAGCUAGAAAGAAGAUAGUAACUAUAUCGAAAGAACCACUCUCUUUAUAUAUAGAUGGGAAAAGACAUCCAAUUAAGAAAAAAAAAUGUUCGCUAAGACAUACACAAAUAUACUAACCUAGAUAGACAAGAAUUAUCUAAUCAAAUUGAUUCAUAAUGUAUUAUAAAACUCCUAGAUCUAUUCUAAUACCUCAUCAAGUUGGAAGAACUUGGCAAACAAAAAUUCACGCUUGAGUGACAAAAAAAGGAAUGCAAAAAUAAAAACGAAUAGUAAUUUUGUAGAACACCCCCUCAAUUCAAAGAAACAAACAGUAGACUUCAUUUUAGUUCAGCAGUAGUUAGUCCAGUACUUAUAGGUUGGCAAACAUAUAGUUGUCUAUGCAUAGUCGAUCAAAUGAACAUAUAGCAGUUCUAUCAAACAAAUAGAUUGCAUACUAGCGACAUCCGACAAACAAAAUAGCAGCAUCAAACAUACCGAUUUGAUUGACAAGUAGAGGCAGAACGUAGCAAUUGCCAAAUCAAAAUUAGUUUGCAGAUAGACAACAACAGAGGCCAAACCAAAAGUUAUUCGCAAACAUAAACUAACAGCGAAAAUAGAUAGACAAUUAAUUUUAAGGGUAACAAAUCCCAAUUUGAUUGAUAGACAUAUCUCAAAAUAAAUUGGCGGAAAAAUAGAAGAAUAUGCUUGUUAAACAGAAAACAACGUUACUGUAAAUUCAUAGACGACGACUGUGGUGGUCUUUGGCUCACAAAAAAAUGGAAUAUAGAGAUUGUUUUAUACAAUUACAUAGCUAUAAGAAAGAGAUUUAUCCUCGCAUUAUGGUAUAAUCACGUUACUAAUUGGGGGUGUUCCCGUCAAUGCACUUAAAAUAUUAUCUAAUUUAGUUUAAUCAAAUUGCUCAAGGAACCUAUAUCUAUAUUAUUUUAUCCCAUUGUACUUAUGCCUAUAAAAGAUUGAAAUGAAGGGUCUAGCCAUGUAUCCCUAUUAUUAAAUGUAAUUAUAAAUAAUAUUUAUAUCAGAUUGCCAAUCUAAUAGGUUAUAUGUUGUUGUGAAUGUAUACUACGAAUAAAAUCAUUUUGAGUUUUGGCAUUGAUGAUCAGCUCAUCAUACAUAUGUUCUUAAAAUAAUUAUACUAGGGAUAAUCCGUAAAAAGAAAUUAGUUAUUCAUUAAAGAGUAAAUGGGUCAUAAAAUGAGAAAAUUUCAAUAAAAGUUAUCAUUAAAUAAAUAAAGAUAUACAAUAAUUGUAAAUUAAAAUUUAAGAAGAGUAAAAGAAGAAGAAUAUAAAUUAAUGGUAGAGAAUGAAGGUUGGAAGUCUUUUGGCUAUUUUUAGUGAAUUGAACAUAUAACAUUGAUAUUAAAUGGUGUUGCUUCAUCGUAGUAAAAGCAAUGGUUAAUAGUAAUAUUCUUUCCUCCAGGCCUCAUGUUCCGUAACAGAAAAGGGCAUUUCAUUUGUAAUAUAAACCCCAAUUUCCAUUCUCUCUGAGAAUAUAGCAGAGCCUGUCUCAAAGCGAGCAGCGCUUUAAUAUUCUUGGAGAGGGUCAAAUCAUCAGAUCUUUCUCCAUUACAUAUUAAAUUUAAAAAAAAAAAUUUGAAAAAAAAGAGUGUACGUAAAAAAAAAGGAAAAAAAAGGAAAAAAAAGGAAAAAUGGCAGACAAUCCGAAGAAAAAGAUAGCAAUAGUUUCCGUAUGUUCGUUACUAUUGGUUGCGAUGGUUGUUGCACUAUUCACAACCAGGCAUGGCAAUGGAAACACAGAUGGUGAACAGGAUGUGUCUGCCUCUCAAAAGUCAAUACAAACUCUUUGUCAAAACACAGAUUAUCAAGAAACAUGUGUUAACAGCCUCACCUCCUCCGGUAGUAAUAGCAGCGAUCCUAAAGAGCUCAUUGAAAUUGCUUUCCAGGCUGCAAUCAAGCAAAUCAGGGAUGCUGCUAACAACUCCACUGUUUUCCAUGAAGUUGAGAAGGAUCCGAGAGGGAAAGAAGCACUGGAAAGCUGCCGUGAGCUUGCAGAUCGUGCAAUAAACGAUCUCCAAAGAUCAUUCGACAAAUUCAACAAUUUCGACAUAACAGAUGUUGAAAACAUACUUGCGGAUUUGAAAAUAUGGCUUAGCGGUGCAAUCACUUACCAAGAAACAUGCAUUGAUGGAUUCGAAGAAGUUCCAGGUGAUGCCACUGAGAAAAUGAAAGAGCUUCUAAAAACAGGCAUGGAAAUGACGAGUAAUGGUCUUGCUAUGGUGACCGGUAUAUCGUCUGUUCUUCAGUCUAUUGGUGGUCUUGGUAGCUACACAACUACCAGUCGUCGUCUUCUCUCUAACAACGAUAUUAUUCAAAUCAUUGGAAAUAGUGAUGAUGAAAUGCCAGGAUGGAUUGAUUCAAACAGGCGUAAUCUUCUCCGUUCUUCUAAGAAAAAGAUCAAACCAAAUCUAGUUGUUGCUAAGGAUGGAAGUGGCAACUACACUACUGUUAAUGAAGCUCUAAGGAACAUUGUCAAUAUUAUUGACAAGAAAAACAAUAAAACAUUUGUUCUUUACAUCAAAGAAGGUGUUUAUGAAGAGAAGGUGGUUGUCAACAGCAGCCUAACAAAUUUGAUGUUUUUGGGAGAUGGCCCAACCAAGACCAAGAUUACUGGAAGAUUGAACUUUAUCGAUGGAACCAAUACCUACCAGACAGCCACUGUUGCCAUCCAAGGAGACCACUUCAUUGCCAGGGACAUCGGAUUCGAAAACUCAGCAGGUGCAGAAAAGCAUCAGGCGGUGGCACUGCGUGUUAGCGCGGACAUGGUGAUAUUCUACAACUGCCAAAUGGACGGGUAUCAAGAUACACUAUAUGCACACACAUACCGUCAGUUCUACAGAGACUGUGUGAUCUCAGGCACCAUCGACUUCAUCUUUGGAGACAGUGCAGCCGUAUUCCAAGGAUGCUCAUUGGUUGUAAGAAAGCCAUUGGACAAUCAGGACUGCAUAGUUACAGCACAGGGCAGAAAAGAUCUUCGACAGCCAACCGGACUUGUCCUACAAAACUGCUCUUUCGUACCUGAUCCUGCUUAUUACCCCGUCAGAAACACAAACAAGGCAUACCUAGGCCGACCAUGGAAAGAAUUCUCAAGAACCAUCAUCAUGGAAUCUUACAUCAGCGACUCCUUUCAAGCAGCUGGAUGGCUUCCGUGGUUUGAGGAUUUCGCACUGGACACACUCUUUUACGCAGAAUUCAACAACAGAGGCCCAUCUUCUAACAAAACUGACCGCGUGAAAUGGCACGGUAUUAAAGAAUUGCCUGCUAAGAGGGUUAAGAGAUUCACCGCGGACGAGUUUCUCGAUGGGGAACGUUGGAUUCCACGUACAAAGGUUCCUUACGAUGGUGGGUUCAUAUUCCCACUUCCUAAAAAGGACCCGAACGUUAAAUAUUCUCCACAAGAGCCGGAAGAAACAAAAGAUUUAGGACAAGCUAAAGAUAAAUCUUCAUUUGUGAGAAAAGAUCCACCUCCACCUAGUCCUAAAAAGGACGAUGACGGUGACCAUGAUGAUCAUCAUCGUCAUCAUCACGACUCUCCAAAGUCAUCUCAUAAUGACAGUCCAGCUUCUGUGCCUGUUUCUCAAAUAGCUGCUUCUCCAUGGAUGGAACCAUAUGCACCUGCACCAACAACUAACUUCCAUGCAUCUGCUCCAGCUCUCAGCCCUGCUGCCUCACUACAGCCUAAAGAGAAUUUGUCUUCUUUCCAGAAAAUGUUUUCUGGUAUUUGGUAAUAAUUUCAUUUCAGACAAUGUUUGUUCUUCCUCUCUUUGUAUAGGGUUUCAUAAACACAGCUCCGAACCAAUAAUAAUUUUAGGCUAAAAGUGAUUUUUUUUUUAAUUUUUUUAUCUUCUCUAUGUUAUUUUUUUUUCUUUUUUUUAUUCUGUUGUUCAAUUCAUUUGUGUGAUAGCUUUUCAAUUUGCUUUGAGUGUAUUGUAAACAACAGAAUCAGAUUUUGCCCCUUUUUUUAUUGUUUAAGUUUUAUUGUCUUCUUCGACCUUCGAU
Molecule: messenger RNA, 5054 nt
Organism: Erythranthe guttata (spotted monkey flower)
Lineage: Eukaryota; Viridiplantae; Streptophyta; Magnoliopsida; Lamiales; Phrymaceae
Product: putative pectinesterase/pectinesterase inhibitor 58
Biological process (GO): cell wall modification
Molecular function (GO): enzyme inhibitor activity; pectinesterase activity
Source: RefSeq, a predicted model, not a curated record